Penicillium subrubescens is the source of this 2721-nucleotide messenger RNA. RefSeq names its product Tetratricopeptide-like helical. Bases 1 to 2721 code for a protein of 906 amino acids. The record is from RefSeq and is a predicted model, not a curated record. Gene Ontology annotation, molecular function: ADP binding; protein binding. NCBI's taxonomy places the organism in Eukaryota, Fungi, Ascomycota, Eurotiomycetes, Eurotiales, Aspergillaceae. The transcript is spliced from 8 exons.
AUGCGAGGGACUCAGGAUUCCUCGGAUGUCUCAUCCAGCAUCCAGUCGUUGAGCAUUAGAGCCCCGGGGCCAGAAGCGACGGCAAGAGCCGAGAUGAAAGAAAGAUGGGAGGACGCACUAAAGCACUGCGAGGCGGAGCUUUCCAAAGAGGACUUUCAGUUGAUCGUCAAGUUCAAGUCGCCAGAGGAACUCAUCAAAGCUGUGGACAAUAUGAUUACCGAAACUCAGAAUGCCAGUGUACCGCGGAUCCUCCGACAAUUCAAGCCUCAUCUCAGCCAGAUUCAGAAUUUUGUUCUCGGUAUUCUCGCGUCUGUCACACUUCCAGUGGUUGAGACAGUCUGCAUCUGGGGACUCAUAUCCCUCGUGCUUCAGCUAGCCCAGAGGUCGCAGGAGGUCCUUGAGACUGUUACCGGUAUGUGGGUUGAGAUUGGAAACAGUCUUCAGAUAUUCGAUGUCUAUAAGGACCUCAUAGUGGAGGACAUGUCAUUAGGCCUCGCGCUGGUUGAAACACACGAGGAACUUCUGAAGUUCGCAGUGGCUACAAUAAAAACACUUCGACAUGUCAGGUCUGGUCGAUCUGAUAUCAGUCCGCUGGUUAGAGACUGCCAAAACAGCUUUGGCAAGACAUCGCACUUCAUCUCCCAUCGAAUACACAUCAUCAAGGAGAAGGCUCAGGCAAAAGCCAUUACCAAGGGUCAGGAGCAAACACACCAAUUUGAGAUCCUGAACUACCUGGCCAGUCAGUCCGGGGCGCAGUUGGGCACAAUGGAGGAAGCUGAACUUGCGAAGUUGCCUUCUUACUACAUUCCAUUUUCGAGGAACCCCAAGUUCUAUGGUAGAAAUGACAUCCUUGGCAAGAUGACAGCCGAGUUCUCCAAAGACCGAGCUAAGGGACAACCACUGUCCGUCGCCCUGUGGGCAACAGCGGGAGUCGGAAAGACCCAGAUUGCUCUUGAAUAUGCGGCGCGGCAACGGCAACGCGGGAUAAAAGCCAUCUUUUGGAUUGAUGCCGAGAAGGAGUCUGAGCGUAUCAAGGCAUUCAAUGAUAUUGCCCAUUUAUUGGAGCUUCCAGGUGCAUCUACACCCAGGGACUCAGAACAAAACCGCCUCAUUGUGCAACGCUGGCUGCAGGAAACGAAAACACCAUGGCUCUUCAUAAUCGAUAAUCUUGAAGAUCAAGAAAGCAUUCAGGCCCAUGAGAUCAUGGAGUCUAUUUGUCCCACCUACGGUUGUGGCGAAAUACUUGUAACGUGCCGCAGCGAGCUGGUAGCGGCUUCUGCUGCCGUCAGCAGCAUCGAAGUUCCUGCGUUCACGAAUGAGGAAGGGGCCGAACUUAUGCUGAAGCUGCUGGAUCGUGGAACCUAUUCCGACGCCGAUAGGUCCUCCUCUGUAGAGCUAGCAGAUCUCCUGGGUGGCCAUGCGUUGACCCUGGAUGUCAUGGCGAGGAAUAUUGUUGCCAGAAAGAAGCAGUUGCCUGAGUUUGUCCGUGUCUACAAGGAAAAACCGCGGUCACUACACAUGAAGCCGAGGAAAAAAAUUGUCAAUCGAUAUUACAAACGUGAAGAUGACCCUGAGUCUCUUUGGGCUAUCCCGUUCAGCCAGCUGCGCUCAGACGAGGCUGAAGUUUUAGGAAUUCUAUCCAUGUGCGGACCAAACAAAUUCCCGUCUUCAGUCCUUGUCCCAGAGACUAGUGCUCCCGAAGCAUUCAAUAUAGAUCAAGAUGAAAUGGAAGAACUUAUUCUUGCCUUGCGGGGACUGUCCCUCGUCAAUAUCGACAGCACUGGGGAAUUGAUAUCCGUCCACAGAAUGAUCCAAGGUGAAUAUCGGUAUCACCUCGGCGCUGAGAAAAGAGCCGAGAGAUGGCAUCAUGCCGGGAUGCUCCUCCGGGCCGCGUUUCCGCGGCAAACGAAUGGCUCGGCGUUGUUCAACCAAUGGCCCCUCUGCGAAAGCCUUAUUGAGCACGUCCUGGUUUUUGCAGCAAGAUACAGAGAGCUCGAUGAUGAAGCUAAGAUACCAUUCUGGGAAGAUUUCGUUUACCUCCUAGCCGACGCGGCCAAAUACCUUGUUGAAUGCGGCCGGUACAACGCUUGUCAGGAAGUCAUAAACCAUGGGUUCCACCAUUGCGCCGGCAGACAACCCAUCCCGUAUACCAAUCUCUGCGUGAACAUGGGCCACGUCCUCUGCGAGCGUGGCCGGGACAAGUCGGCACGCAGUUACAACGACAUCGUCCUUAGCGUGCGGGAGAAGGCAUUUGACCCGAUGCACCCCGAGGUUGCCAACAGCUUAAGCAAUGCGGCUCUCUCAAUGGUGGGCUGCGGCGUGGACCUGGAAAAGGCGCUGGAGAUGCUCGAGCGUAGUCUACGGAUCGAUCUCGCCCAGCCUCGAGAAAUUCACCGCAAGGUUCUCCAUCUGCGUCAUUUCAACCUCGGGUUUGCCUUGCGGGCGCUGGGGCGGUAUGAAGACUCGAAAAUUCACGUCGACGAGGCUUCUGCCUACGUGCGAGCUGAAUUCGGGGAGAAUUCACGUUACCUUACAAUAUCUUAUCGCAUGUAUGCAGACUUUGCACUACGGGAGAACAAACUUAAUGAAGCCUUUAUCAAUGCAACAAAGGCUCUCGACAUUGCGAAGUUGGAAGGCGCCACAACGGUAUGGGUAGCCGCGGCGCUGUUCUACCUCGGCGAUAUAAAAUGCAGUCAGGGGAAAGGGAGCGAAGCCAUGUAA